Molecule: messenger RNA, 480 nt
Organism: Galeopterus variegatus (Sunda flying lemur)
Lineage: Eukaryota; Metazoa; Chordata; Mammalia; Dermoptera; Cynocephalidae
Gene: TMEM89
Product: transmembrane protein 89
Exons: 2
Coding region: 1-480 (159 amino acids)
Source: RefSeq, a predicted model, not a curated record
AUGCUGCACACACUGUCCUUCCUGUCGCCACUGCUCUUGUUGACAAUGCCUACCCCUGCCCAUGCCUGGUCACGGCCCCUCUGGUACCAGGUGGGGCUAGACUUGCAGCCCUGGGGGUGCCAGCCAAAUGGCCUGGAGGGUUGUGGAGGUGGCCUGAGUUGUGUUGGCCAUUGGAUGGGCCUGGGAACGAACCACAUCUACCCCGUGGCAGGGGUCACGAUCACCACCACCAUGAUGCUGAUGAUCAGCCAUGCAGUGCUGCAGCGGUGGCGUUCACAGGCCACCAAGGGUGAGCAUCUGAAGGUGACCACUGACCCCUGUGGACCCUGGAAACAGCGGGCCCCAAUCUCAGACCGCACCCUGCUCCUUGGGGUCCUGCACAUGCUGGAUGCCCUCCUGGCCCAUAUCGAGAGCCACCUGCAGCGUCUAGCCGCCCAGCAUCAGAUUCAAAUAAAGGAGACCUAUGCCCAGAGUGGGUGA